UGUUUACUAUCGUGUGUAUAUAUAUCGAAUUGUUAACUGUCUUACCCAAAUACUAACAUACCGUGUCUUUAAAAAGAUAUUUUGCAAGGAAUAACGAGAAAUAUGGGUGAUAGAAUAGCAGAAAUCUUUAAUUCUUUUCAGACUUACUUAGUCAACGAAGAAGUAUUGCGUGAAGAAAUCCGUGCUAUUGUAAGAGAACUUGAAAAGAACUCCAGGGACAUUUUGAUGAUAUUGCAAAACAUACAUAAUGAAGAUAACUUUAAAGAAAACUCAAUUAUACAUGAAUAUUGUACAAAAUCAAGAGCAUUGUUUGAAGAUGUACGUAAGAACUAUACAAGACUUGCAGAUGUUGUGCCAAAAAACCAGUAUUACAAAUAUCAUGAUCAAUGGCGUUUUGUCACGCAAAAAUUAUGUUUCUUAGCAUCUUUAAUAAUAUAUUUAGAAAUUAAAGUUCUACUUAGCAAAGACACUGCUGCAGAAAUGUUAGGAGUUAAUAAUGAUAGAGAGGAUGGUUUCCAUUUGGACUUAGAAGACUACCUAAUGGGACUAUUACAAUUGUCUGCAGAAUUGAGUCGUUUUGCUAUAAAUAGUGUCACUAAUGGUGAUUAUAAUCGACCUAUAGAAAUAGCACGAUUUAUAAAUGAUCUAAGUGCAGGCUUUAGACUCUUAAAUUUGAAAAAUGAUUCUCUAAGAAAACGUUUUGAUGGCUUAAAAUAUGCGGCUAAAAAGGUAGAAGAAGUGGUUUAUGAUCUCAGUAUACGAGGUUUGAAACCAAAUUCAGCUACUGAAGAUACAAAGUAAUUAUUUCUAAAAAAUAUUUUCUGUAAGUAACAUACUGUCAUACAUAAUAAAUUAUUGGAUCAGCUAUUUUUUUAUUU
Messenger RNA from Bombus impatiens (common eastern bumble bee), 878 nucleotides. It is a transcript of the gene trsn, whose product is annotated as translin. Gene Ontology annotation, cellular component: nucleus; cytoplasm. Lineage: Eukaryota; Metazoa; Arthropoda; Insecta; Hymenoptera; Apidae. Gene Ontology annotation, biological process: RNA metabolic process. Bases 103 to 801 code for a protein of 232 amino acids. The record is from RefSeq and is a predicted model, not a curated record. The transcript has 5 exons. Gene Ontology annotation, molecular function: RNA binding; sequence-specific DNA binding; single-stranded DNA binding.